Messenger RNA from Cercospora beticola, 3180 nucleotides. RefSeq names its product RMR1 family protein. NCBI's taxonomy places the organism in Eukaryota, Fungi, Ascomycota, Dothideomycetes, Mycosphaerellales, Mycosphaerellaceae. The record is from RefSeq and is a predicted model, not a curated record.
GCUCCUUUCCCUCACAAUUCCAUCUCUCGCUCGUUCUUGAGCGUCGCCAUUCGACACGCGUGACGAACGCCGCAUUACACCGUGACAAGUGCCUGAUCAGGCUUCCAGGCGCCGACUCGAGGAAAUACGCCCCAUCACGCUUGACUCGUGAUUCGCAGAACGUGACAAAGCCGACGGCUUGAACCACACUCGACGCGCUUUCCGUUGCGGACGUGUCUUUCCGUUCUCUUUGUCCCUCACACAACAACGCUGAGACCCCGCCUGGCCGAUGCUCGCAUCUUCUCCCCUUUGAUCUGCAGCUCGCGGCACGAGUACAAUAAUGGCGACCUUUGCUUCUCUGACCAUGCCCCCAAUGGAGGAAGCCAUGGAAAUGUCAUCGCCAGCACCAGGACAGCAGUACGACGGCGACAUCGACAUAGUCUUUGACGACUAUCCAGCUGAGACCGUGCCACACGAUGACGACCAUAUGUCAGAGGAUGGCGAUAUGAUGCGCCCUGGUACAGCGGCAACUGAUGACUUGAUGGCCGAUGUCGAACAUGCCAACGUCACGAGUGUCCCGACCAUUAUCGAGGAAGAGAUGCAAGACAGUGAUGAUGCAACACAGCCGGCUGAAGAGCAGAUGGAUGACGAAGAACUCAUAGAUUACGAAGAUGAUGAGAUGUAUGUCGGCAACCCCGCAGAAGGCCAACCUGGCGAGGAUGUUCAAAUUGCGGAGCAGGCCCAAAGCGUGGCGACUGUGGUAUCGACGAUGCCAGCUGAAGAGAGCGUGCCUGCGCCCCUGGAAGCGUCCGUAGAGCACGAGCCUGCUGUCAAAGAGAUCGCGCAAGUCUCCGAAGAUGUGGCAGCAGAGACUGUGCCUGAGCCGCAGACCGAGCACACUGAGACUGUCUCCACGUCGGCAGAGGACACCAAUAUCUUACAAAGUGAAGCAGUCCACAACGAUUCCGUGCAGCAAGCAGACAGCGUGGGCCAAGGAGCCACAGAAGCAGACGCUACUUAUUCGGCAGUAUCCGAACCGAAGACGGCAGAGACUGGCGAUGAUACGCAAUUGCCUCAACAGCAGGAGCUUGAAGCCACCGCCGAAGAAGAGAGCCUAAAGCAAGAGGCUGAUGACCUUGCAAUUAAGCCAGCACCUCUUCUUCCAGGAGCAAUUGAUGUGUCCAGUACGCUCGUACCCGAAGGCCCCCCUACUCCCACAGACUGGACUUUGCACGCCAUUUCCAUACAGUAUCGUGAUCAUGUGUGGCCACUGUUCAAGUCGCGCUCACAGCCUGACGGCCUACUCAAAGAUGACAAUCUACUCAACGUCAGCUUAUCUGACCUCAUAAGCGAGCUUAGAGGUCGGCUAGAGCUGAAACUUGACGAGGACGACUCGAUCGCAGAAUCUCGAGAGCUUGUGUUGAACUUUGAGAUAUUUGGGCUGAUGGUCGCCGAGUCAUCGGUACAUGCCUCUGCUGCAAGUCUCAACGAUGUACUCAGCGUAUACCUAAAGCUCCAUGACAACGUCGGCAUCCCCGAGCACGACGCGCCACCCCUCUUGAUAACACUAACGACACAACUGAACUUCAGCAACAGUAUCGCGACGCUUAAGCAUCUCGCGGCGACCGGGGCCGGUCUGCCUGUGGUCGAGAACGAAGAAGAAGAAAACGAGUAUGCCGAAGAAGCGGAAGGUACAGAGGCAGAGGUCCAUCCAGUCCAACCUGAGGCAAGUACGCACGAGGACGUCGACGAUCACUUCGAGGACCAGGACCACCAGCAAUUACCAGAGGAUCACGCUGGCGAGGGUGAAUACAACCAGGAGUAUGACUACCAAGAAGAGGAACCGGCCAAUGACGGAGAAGACACUGAGUACUACGAGACCCAUGAGCAGGAAGCAGAUGAAUACGACGAGGCAUACCAACCAUCCGCUGAAGAGAACCUAGAGGCAGAUGGAGCGGCAGCCGAGGACGCUGUGAAGUCGGACUUGCGAGCAACAGAUCAUGAAGGUGCUGUCGACCCAGAGUCUCAUAUAAGCUCGGCCGCUGUUAGUGCCGCCGCCGCGCACGACACGACUGAGCUGUAUGAGAAUCCCGGCGACGAUGACACUUCUCCUCCGUUGAACCAGGAUUCGACUGAGAUAGCAGAGGAAGCCGCUGUUGCCGAUGGGCUACUCGAAGAAGCUGAGGAUCAAGCGGUCGUAGCCGCGGAUCCGUAUGCUCUGGAGUUCGACAACGAGGACUUCUCCUAUGAAGGUGAUGAGCAGUACGGAGGUAGUGAUGCCGAUGCUCAAUACAAUCCUGAUGAACACGACGACCAAGAAGGUGCCGUGACUGCCACUGCAGCUGCCGAACUCGGCCACGACGAUGGGGAAGGACUGAUCUCCACUGCGAAUGGCGAGUUGCAUCACGCAGAAGAAGAGCAAGACUUUGACCCUGCCUUCGACCUUCUUGAUGAUGAUGGCAACGAGCCGUUCGAUCACGACGAAGAGUCAGCAGAAGCCGUACCUCCGGUUCAGCCCCUCGAGCACGAUGAGGACGACAUCGGAUUUGAUCUUGAUGACGACGAAGAUGCGCCGACCACACCCACUACUUUGACCCCACGUCAGGGCAAGCGAUCGCUCGACGAGGCGGCCGAUGAGGACCACAUUGACUUCGACGAGCCAGAGCUGAAGAAAGCGAGGGCGGACUAGGUCACUUUCUUGCCCGCUGCAAAGGCCUGGCAGAGAGGACACAAUUUGCGAGCCAGAAUCCGCCUCUCUGCGCUGUAACCUUGACAUCUCGUAUCUACUAAUCAGCAGGUGCUAACCAUAGCAUGUCCAUGCCACCGCCCAGCACGGAGGCAUACGGCCCGAAACGACAAUGUCGCGACCCAACGGUGAGUCAUUAUCGCUCUAACAUACGCAGACACACAGCACAGACCGGAGGACCGGCAGAACCAGGAUGAAAGCAUGAAAAAUGGGUGGAGUGGCAUUUUCGAGGAUUGGCGUUCUGUUGCACAAAAGAUACCCCUGGCAAAAGUUCUUCCACGAGAUAGCUUGCAGAGCUUUCAUCCAUUUCAGCACUAUUUGCGCUACUGCAAUACUGCUUCGAUGUAUUUCUCUGAUACCCCUUUGGAUCAAUCCGUAGUAAUGAUACACUUCUGUACAACAUGCGUCUCCGCACUGAACGCCGUGACAUAGUAUGCCGACGCAGUUUGCCCCGA